UUGUUUACAUGGCCAGAUCAGGACAGAGAGUACUUUUUUCUGGGAAGCUGAGUGAACGUCCUUAUGUCUAGCUGCUAGUUAUAUUGUGAGACUGUGUUAUUUUAUGUUUUGGUUGUUUGAGAUCCGUGCAGUUAAACUGUGUGACUGAGUUCAUGUAAAGCUUAUGCAGAGUGAAAAGUAGAACAGCGAGUGUUUGUGUAGUUAAAAUACUGUAGUUUGCAGCUCGAAGCGUCUUCAGGCUGGCCAUGAUCAUUCUCUCACCACGUGUUGUUCUUCAUAUGCAAAUAUAUAGACAAGACUUUUUUCUAUAUGAAUUUAGGCUUUAAAUAGAAGAAUUCAUAGAAACGGUGACCUCUGCAGAUAUGGCCACUAAGCCCUUCAGGCCAGACGAAGCACGUAGGAUCAUGCGGUUUCUGCACAAGCCAGCGGUUUUCAUCAACAUGACUGAUAACUGGCCAGGACGGGACUGGACUCUGGAACAUCUGGCAGUUUGUCUAGAGAAGGCUGUACGUUUUCGUGUUGGGAAGAAGUGUGAAAAGAAGGCUCCUCUCUUUGAGACAGAGUGUUCAUAUCUCGAAGCAACUCUUGCAGAGUUCCUGUGUUGGACGAGUGGUAGCGAUGAUGCCUCUGUAGGCCCAUUUGCUGACUAUCCCCUUUCAGAAUACUGGGCUUAUGCGGACUACAAGUAUAUCGCCCUUCUUUUUCAGGAAAAGAUCUCCAUGUUUAAGGAUAUAAUGUGGUCUGACUUUGGCUACCCAGGCCUUGAUGGGAGAGAAAGUACCCUUUGGGUUGGUACAAAUGGUGCCAACACUCCAUGUCAUCUGGACUCCUAUGGAUACAAUCUUGUCUUUCAGAUUCAAGGCAGAAAAUGCUGGCAUCUCUUUCCUCCUGAUGAUACAGAAUGUAUGUACCCAACACGUAUACCAUAUGAGGAGUCCAGCGUGUUCAGCCAGGUUAAUGUGAUGCGUCCUGACAUGCACCGAUUCCCUGCUUUCCGAAGAGCCAGGGCUCACCUCGUCACUCUGGAGCCGGGUCAGGUUCUUUUUGUCCCAAGACAUUGGUGGCAUUAUGUGGAAUCAGUAGACCCAGUAACUGUCAGUGUCAACUCUUGGAUUGAUAUGGAGGUGGAUGACGAAGCCCGAAUAGGAGAAGCUCUGACCAAGACCGUAAUCUGUGCACUAAAGAGUAAACCGAGUAUGGAUAACAAAGACAACUGGCUCAAUCCUACUGAGGAUGGGAUCUCUACACAUGAUGAAAACAUGCAGUAUCUGAAUCUAGCAGUGAAGGCAUACAUGAAUAAAAGAAGCUUACAUUCUGAAGACUUGAUCAAAUGUCCAGAGCAACCCAGUCCCUCAGCUUUGAAGCGGGACUCUAGUGGUCAUUUGAAGACCCCUGUCGCUGAACCUGUGACCUCAUUUUCAUUGCCCUUUGGACCUAACCUCAUUCCUGUAACUUGUCAUGGAGACCUAACUCAGAAACCCUUAGUGACAAACCCCAAAGAGGCUCUCAUUUCAAAAGACAAUACAUUCUUUUACACGCAAAGGGGAACAAAGACCAUGCAUACAGAUACACAUGAGAAAGAAGAGGCAAUCAGUGUAACAGAGGAGGAAGAAGAAGAUGGAAAUGCUGGUGCAACGUGUGGCCGAAUAUCCACCAAUGAUCUGCUGGACUGCUUGCUACAUCCAGAUGUCAUCAAACUUGUUACAAAGCUAAUGAUAGACCGUCAGAAAGAGCUUCACUAAACAAGUCACAGAGCGAUUUUUACUGUAUCAACUUUAUACAUUAAAUAUUGCAGUUAAUAAAGACUUAUUAAUAAUAA
Messenger RNA from Hemibagrus wyckioides, 1819 nucleotides. RefSeq names its product hspb associated protein 1 (gene hspbap1). Lineage: Eukaryota; Metazoa; Chordata; Actinopteri; Siluriformes; Bagridae. Gene Ontology annotation, molecular function: 2-oxoglutarate-dependent dioxygenase activity. The transcript is spliced from 8 exons. The record is from RefSeq and is a predicted model, not a curated record. The coding region runs from base 363 to 1742 and encodes 459 amino acids.